Molecule: messenger RNA, 2175 nt
Organism: Fraxinus pennsylvanica
Lineage: Eukaryota; Viridiplantae; Streptophyta; Magnoliopsida; Lamiales; Oleaceae
Source: the annotation of a GenBank genome assembly
AUGCCUUCUAAUCCAGACCCCCGUUUUUGCCUCUCAAGGUGGUUUGGAAAAUUCCGGCGAGAAUCAGAUCAGCCAGAAACCGGGGACGAUGUCGACGAGCCCAAUCAAAUAUCAAGCACAGUCGAAUGCUACGCUUGUACUCAGGUGGGUGUUCCUAUAUUCCACUCCACCAGCUGCGACAAGGCCCACCAGCCGGAGUGGGAGGCUUCCGCCGGUUCUUCGUUAAUCCCAAUUAAAAACCGACCGGGCCUGAAAACGGGCAAAACCCGCUCCGCCAACAGCCACAGGAGGAAUUUGGGUCCGUUCGGCCGGGUCUUGGACCCGAGAAGUAAGCGGGUGCAGAAGUGGAACCGUGCUUUCUUACUGGUACGCGCCAUGGCGUUGGCCGUCGAUCCUCUGUUCUUCUACGCCCUGUCGAUCGGACGCGGUAGCUCGCCGUGCUUGUAUAUGGACGGCGGACUUGCGGCGAUCGUCACCGUCAUUCGCACGUGCUUGGACGUCGUACACCUCUGCCAUUUGUGGCUGCAGUUUCGGUUGGCUUACGUGUCGAGAGAAUCGCUCGUUGUUGGAUGCGGGAAACUCGUGUGGGACGCACGUGCCAUUGCUUCGCAUUACCUGUGGUCACUUAAGGGAUUUUGGUUCGAUGCUUUCGUGAUUCUACCCGUACCUCAGGCUGUGUUUUGGCUGGUAGUGCCACGAUUGAUCAAAGACGAGCAAAUAAAGCUUAUAAUGACAAUUCUCCUGCUGAUGUUCCUGUUCCAGUUCCUUCCUAAGGUCUAUCACAGUAUAUACAUGAUGAAAAGAAUGCAGAAAGUGACAGGUUACAUCUUUGGCACCAUUUGGUGGGGUUUUGGCCUUAAUCUCAUAGCAUAUUUUAUUGCUUCUCAUGUUGCCGGGGGAUGCUGGUAUGUUCUUUCUAUACAACGCAUUGCAUCGUGCCUCAAGCAGCAGUGUAACAGAAGUAGUACAUGUAAUCUCUCUUUGUCAUGCUCAGACGAAGUCUGUUACCAGUUUCUAUUACCAUCGGGGACGAUAGGAAAUCCAUGUGCCGAUAACUCAACCGUUGUACUAAGAAAGCCAUUGUGUUUGGACAUCAAUGGACCAUUCAGAUAUGGAAUAUACAAGUGGGCUCUUCCAGUCGUGUCUAGCAAUUCUGUUACUGUUAAGAUCCUUUAUCCCAUAUUUUGGGGAUUAAUGACCCUAAGCACCUUUGGCAAUGACUUGGAACCGACAAGCCACUGGCUCGAAGUAAUGUUCAGUAUAUGUAUGGUGCUUAGUGGUUUAAUGCUGUUCACGCUGUUAAUCGGAAAUAUUCAGGUAUUUUUACAUGCGGUAAUGGCGAGGAAGAGGAAAAUGCAAUUAAGGUGCCGAGACAUGGAAUGGUGGAUGAGACGGAGGCAAUUGCCAUCACAAUUGAGACAAAGAGUUCGUCGAUAUGAACGUGAAAGAUGUACAGCUAUGGGUGGAGAUGAUGAGAUGGAACUUAUUAAAGACUUACCAGAAGGACUUCGAAGGGACAUCAAACGCUAUCUUUGCCUCGACUUAAUUAAAAAGGUGCCUCUCUUCCACAGUCUGGAUGAUCUCAUACUGGAUAAUAUCUGUGACCGUGCCAAGCCCCUCGUUUUCUCCAAAGAUGAAAAGAUUGUUCGAGAAGGAGAUGCUGUGCAGAGGAUUGUGUUCAUCAUGCAUGGUCGUGUAAAGAGUAGCCAAAACCUCAGUCGAGGAAUGGUAGCCACGAGCAUACUUGAUCCUGGAGGAUUUUUCGGAGACGAACUUUUCUCAUGGUGCCUUCGCCGGCCUUUCAUAGAUAGGCUUCCUGCCUCUUCUGCAACAUUUACCUGUAUCGAAUCUACUGAAGCAUUUGCUCUUGAUGCAAACGAUCUACGGUAUAUCACUGACCACUUUCGCUACAAAUUCGCUAACGAAAGGCUUAUGCGUACUGCUAGACUUUAUUCGUCCAACUGGAGGACAUGGGCUGCUGUUAAUAUACAAUUGGCUUGGCGCCGUUACAUGCUGAGGACAAGACGAGUAUCAAAUCAUGACAUAGCUAAUGUCGAUAGUGAUCGUCGUCUCAGACAAUUCUUUGAAGUGCAUGACGUAGGAAAAACGAAGAAAUUUGCGCGAAUGGUUUAUUUGAAGAACAUUUGUAGGAAACGUGGUCUCUCUCCAGAAUAA